AGGGAUCUUUGGAGUGCAAGAACAAGAAGGGCUGGAAGCUGGGAAGGCAGGGCACCACGGUGUCCCGAACACAGCAACACUUUUGCGAACAAAGCAGGAAAUCAGUGCUCAGGCAAGGAUGGCAGUUGGGAAAGAGAAGCCAAGUGCUGGCCUUGGCAGGGGGCGGGAGGGAAGGAGAAUUUACCUUUUCCUUCCCCAUUGAAAAUUCCCUUUUUUUCCCUUCUCUCCUAGACAUCAAGCUCUUUGCUCUGGCACUGGACUCCAGGCCAGAGUGCUAGGCCUCCCUCCUCAUGUGGUUGCUUUAUUUCCUGAUUAAAAGUGAUUAGGCAGCCCUAAAGCCCGCAGAAAUGUGACCGAUGGGGACGGAGACAAAGAGUCCAUUCAAGAUCUCUUAAAUCCCCAGGGCAGUAUUUAGAGAGCCCUGAAGAGAGCCCUGGAGCAGAACCACCCCAUCACUGCCUCCCUGUUCUCCCUUCUCCUUCUGUGCCCUUCCUCACCAGCAUCUCCUCCACCAUGCCCUUCUCUGAAGCGGAGGUGCAGAGUGCCCGUGGUGCCUGGGAGAAGAUGUAUGUAGAUGCCGAGGACAACGGGACAGCAGUGCUGGUCAGGAUGUUUACCGAGCACCCAGAUACCAAGUCCUACUUCACACACUUCAAAGGCAUGGACUCUGCCGAAGAGAUGAAACAGUCGGAUCAGGUCAGGGGCCAUGGCAAGAGGGUUUUCACUGCCAUCAACGACAUGGUGCAACACCUGGACAACACUGAAGCUUUUCUUGGGAUACUGAACCCACUCGGCCAGAAACAUGCCACCCAGCUCAAGGUUGACCCCAAAAACUUCAGGAUCAUCUGUGACAUCAUCUUGCAACUGAUGGAGGAGAAAUUUGGUGGAGACUGCAAAGCCUCUUUUGAGAAGGUGACCAAUGAAAUCUGCACUCACCUGAACAAUGUCUACAAAGAAGUGGGUUGGUGA
Molecule: messenger RNA, 969 nt
Organism: Cygnus olor (mute swan)
Lineage: Eukaryota; Metazoa; Chordata; Aves; Anseriformes; Anatidae
Product: cytoglobin-1-like
Exons: 3
Coding region: 514-969 (151 amino acids)
Biological process (GO): oxygen transport
Molecular function (GO): heme binding; oxygen binding; iron ion binding
Source: RefSeq, a predicted model, not a curated record